AUGUUAAUGGAACCCCCUACGGAAGUUGGAGCUGCUAUUCCAGCUCAUACACCUCAUGCUGUAUCUGUCAUGUUUCCUACGUGGCAAGAUAAUAUUGAUUACGAGGAAGCCAACCCUAGAGUUACGUCGAAAAUGGAGUGCGGUUAUCCCCGAUUCUUUAUUCAUCCCCUCAUUCAGAAGUUAUGCAGCCGAAUACUGUCAAAAUACGGGAAAGAGGACGAUCUGUGUAUGCUUUUUCCUACCCACAAGGUAGCAGAAGAUUGCCGAUGUUUUAUGAAGCGCUAUUAUACAGAGUCGGUUGAUAGAAUCAGAAUUGUUGAAUUUGAUGUGGUCGCCAGUCAUUCACCUGCAGCAUCAUUGAAAAAGGUUCCAUUACAUAUUGUGUUAUUUCCCAAGGAAGCUUUUCCUGUAGCAAAGCAAUUUUGGCAACAUGCAGGUGAUAUUGUCUCGUCACGUAUGGCCGAUUACUGCUUACAAGUAAUGGACCAGAACGAAGUCAAUGAUAAUAGUAAAAACUCAAAUGACGAAACCGAACUUUAUAGACCUAAAAUGACAAUGGGCCGAAGCAGAAGUCAUUACAAUAACAACAGUAGUAGAUCCCUAAAAUUUGCAGAACGUACAAACAGUGAGGAAGAUGGAACUGUAGAUCACUUGACUUAUUUAGAAGAGCGUUAUGGCCGUAAUUUACCCAUCAAAUACGCAGCUAAUGCUAAAAUUGCAUUAAAGCGACGUAUUGCCGGAAUCCUAACAGAGGACGUAGAGCUAGCUGGCGAGCAAAACGUCACUACAGCCGAUGAACUAGAAGCGCAAAAGAAGCUGCAGGGUGUUCGGGGCAUGGCAGGUUUAAUUGAAGAUGAUGUUUAUUUAUAUCCCUGUGGCAUGAGUGCAAUUUACCAUGCCUUCAAGACCGCUUCAGCCAUUGGUGAUGAAUCAUUGAAGAGCGUUUGCUUCGGUUUCCCAUAUACAGAUACUCUCAAAAUCCUUCAAAAAUGGGGCGCUGGUUGUCAUUUCUACGGUAAUGGAGAGGAUAAUGAUAUCGAUGAUUUGGAACACCGUUUGGAGUCUGGCAAGCGCAUAUUGAGCUUGUUUUGUGAAUUCCCGUCUAAUCCGUUACUCAAGUCACCUGAUUUGAAACGAAUUCGCGCUUUGGCAGACAAAUUCAAUUUUUUGGUAGUGGUGGACGAAACCAUUGGUAAUUUCUGCAAUGUAUGUGUUUUACCCUGGGCAGACAUGGUGGUUAGCAGUUUAACAAAGGUAUUCUCAGGAGAAUCAAAUGUCAUGGGAGGAAGCAUGAUUCUCAAUCCCAACGGACGUAAUUACCAGCAGUUGAAGUCAACUUUAGAUACAGAAUACGAAGAUUUAUUAUGGUCCGAAGACUUGAUCUUCUUGGAACGUAAUUCUCGUAACUUUAAAGAACGAUCGCACAUCAUCAAUCAAAAUGCGGAAGCUCUAUGUGAUUUUCUGAUAAAUCAUCCCAAAGUUGAGAAAGUGUUCUACCCUAAAUACACAUGUAGGAAAUACUAUGACGCUAUCAAACUCGACACUGAAACGGCAGGUUAUGGCGGUUUAUUUUCCAUGGUAUUGAAAGAUGAGAAGAGCGCUGCUACCUUUUAUAAUCACUUGAGUUGCGCGAAAGGUCCUUCGCUAGGCACAAACUUUACGUUGUGCAGCCCUUACACCAUCCUCGCUCACUAUACAGAGCUGGAUUGGGCCUCUCAAUACGGCGUCAGUCGACAUUUGGUACGCGUUAGUGUUGGUUUAGAACCCCGAGAAGAGCUCCUAUCAAUGUUCGCAGCAGCUUUAGAUCUUGUCCAGCAAUAA
Mycotypha africana is the source of this 1821-nucleotide messenger RNA. RefSeq names its product pyridoxal phosphate-dependent transferase. Gene Ontology annotation, biological process: transsulfuration. The coding region runs from base 1 to 1821 and encodes 606 amino acids. Gene Ontology annotation, molecular function: pyridoxal phosphate binding; cystathionine gamma-synthase activity. The record is from RefSeq and is a predicted model, not a curated record. Lineage: Eukaryota; Fungi; Mucoromycota; Mucoromycetes; Mucorales; Mycotyphaceae. The transcript is spliced from 5 exons.